Hordeum vulgare subsp. vulgare (domesticated barley) is the source of this 2838-nucleotide messenger RNA. Its product is annotated as protein FAR1-RELATED SEQUENCE 5-like. The transcript is spliced from 6 exons. The coding region runs from base 876 to 1781 and encodes 301 amino acids. NCBI's taxonomy places the organism in Eukaryota, Viridiplantae, Streptophyta, Magnoliopsida, Poales, Poaceae. The record is from RefSeq and is a predicted model, not a curated record.
UUCUAUCGAAGAUGCUCUAAGUGUGGCGAACUGGCGACUUGAGAUGGGCUGUGGGGAAAGGGAGAGCGCGAGCGAGCGAGAGAGAGGGGAUUACAGAAAUCGAGGGGAUGGAGCGGCUGGGGCAGGUCUGACCAACGUUCGAGGCGCUACACCAGAGGGAGAUGCGUGGUGGGCUGGUGGACGGCGGUGGAGGCGGGAUGGUGGUGUGAUGGCUGGCCGGCGCACGAACGUGUUGGGGCAGCACUGGCAUGUGCCUGGCACCGCCCGCUCCUAGCAUUGCGCCUGCCUUAGCCACCGGCGCCCUGCCGUCCUGUGGAUUUCGCCGCCCCGCGCCGUCGUGUUAGGAGCUGCCUCCGUCUCCUCAUGCUACGCCGUCAUACGCCGCUGCCCGCUGACUCCCUGCCAAACCUGCUCGGUUGGUCCUUUUGCUCCUUUUAUGUACAUCACUGAAGUCGUGAUGGUCUUUCUUCCAGCGUUUUCAUUUGCAGGUAUGCUGUUCGCUCUUACCAUUUCCAGUAUAUAUUUUUUUCGGUAUAGCAGUUAGAUAUUGCAGGUCGUUGUGUGCUUUCUACGGGCCAUAUGCUACUGGCCGGAAGGACCUGAUUGCGUUUGCUCCAAGUGCAAUCGAAAUUCGAACACACCACAUUGCUUGGGUGAAGUUUGUAAGACAGAAGUUAGCAGAACCAUAGACUGAUGAUAUCCUUGCAGGAAUGAGGUACAGUGGUUAUAUGCAUGGUGAUUAAAGCGAGUUUUUUUUCCUGCCUAUGCUUCCAACCUUCUUUUUGCGAGUAACCUAUGCUUCCAACCUGUAAGUGAAUACUUGUCUAUGCUCCGUGGCGUCGAGCUGCAAUUCUUCCGAUGCUAUUUUGAGCCAUAUGGACAAACACUAUGUUCUCAGGAAGAUGUCAUUUUGUACCAUAUGGACAAGCACUCUACAUUCUGAAGGACGGACGGAAGAUCAAGACAACACCGAAUAUGUUGGCGAUGACUCUAGUAGUGAGGAUGAAUCUUCGUCAUUGAAUGCAAAUAAAUCACUCAGUCACAACUAUAUGAGUGAGGAUGAAUCAUAUAGUGGUAAUGUGCAUGCUAAGGAUGACAAUGACGAUUAUGACAGCGAUGAUCAAUCUUAUGCUGAAAGUGGAACCCAGAGAAAUACCGAUAGUGACGCUGAGACGAGAACCUUACAUGAUGACAAUGAUGAGGAUGAUAACAAUGAUGAGGAUGGUGAUAAUGAUGAGGAUGAUGAUAAUGAUGAGGAUGAUGACAAUGCAUCUAAUGAAGGAAAUAUGAGCGAAGGGGUUGUUGAUGGUUCUAAUGGGAACGAUGAGCAUGUUGGCGAUCUUGAUUUUGACCUUGACAUCGGCUAUGAUGAAUAUCAGCAAGAGACAUUGGAUAGGCAUUGGGAAGUCAUGGCCAAGACAUUCAGGUCAGAAGGAGAGGCGUACAUGUUCUAUAACCAGUACGCCAAAGAUCGUGGAUUCAGUAUCAGGAGGGACUUGAAAAGAUUUGGAAAAGGUUCCCAAAAAGUUUUACGCAUGAGGAGGUAUCUCUGUUCCAGGGCAGGAAAACGACAGGCAAAUUUUUUAACCAUGGAAGGCCGGACCCGCAGACUGAGACCGGAGAGUCGAUGUUUCUGUGAAGCCCAUUUAAAAGUGAAGCUUGAUAGAAAUAGUGGACUUUGGUAUGUCAGCAGUUUCUUCGAUGAUCACAGCCAUGUUCUUACAAAACUGGACGAGGUCCCUUUCCUCCGGUCUCACAAUCAGGUACGCUUCGUACGCUAAGACAGGGUUUGGAAGGAGGAAAUUGUAUAAUAUGUGCUACAGGGAGAAGAUGAAACUGCUUGUCCAAGGUGAUGCUGACACUGCUAUAGGAAUCAUGUUGGCUAGAAAGGACAGGGAUCCGGAUUUCUUCUUUGAGCAUAUCGUUGACGCUGAAGGUAGGCUGAACAACCUGUUCUGGUGUGAUUCGCAAUCACGUCCGGAUUAUUUUGACUAUGGUGAUGUCACUGUGUUCGACAGUACUUACAAGAUGAAUAGGUAUGGAAUGCCAUUUAUCCCUUUUGUUGGUCUCAACAAUCACCGUUGCACUACGGUUUUUGCAUGCGCCAUUUUUCAGAUGAGACUGAAGGUACGUAUGUUUGGCUUCUAGAGACGUUUUUGAAAGCUCACUGCCAGAAGAAGCCCUAGUCUGUAAUUACUGAUGGAGAUGCAGCAACGUAAGGGCUAUCAGGAAGGUGCUUCCUGACGUGUGGCAUCGUCUAUGUUCAUGGCAUAUUGAAAAAAACAUGCAGAAACACCUCCACCACAAGUCAUUGAAGGAAUUCAGGUCACUCUUGUACUAAGCCACCACACAUGCAGUUUUCGAGGAGAGAUGGGCCGCGUUUAUUCAGAAAUGGCACACGGAGAAAACAAAAACAUGGCUCCAUAGGAUGUAGAGGAAGAAGAAGCUUUGGGAUGCAUCAUAUUUGUUUGGUGGGUUAUUUCUUGGUAUGCGUAUCAGAGGAGCGAGAGCCUGAACUCAUGCCUGCACCUACAUCUGGACUACGGUAUGACAAUUGUUGAUAUGAUUGUACACUAUGAGAAUUGCAUCAUGCGCCUGCACGAGAAUGAAUCGCAUGACGAUUGCGUGGCAUCACAGACUCUACCAGUAGCAGUGACUGAGUGUAAGACCAUUGAGGUGUUUGCUACCAAAGCAUUCACGAAGGCAAACUUUUACAUGUUGCAGGAAGAUUUAAAAAAGGUACAUCAGCUUGAGGUAAUUGAUAGAUUAAGAGGAGCAGACAGUCACAGAUUCGUGGUUGCUUGGAAAAAUAACAGGGAUCAUAGGUUUAAUGUGGAC